Recurvomyces mirabilis is the source of this 942-nucleotide messenger RNA. RefSeq lists its product as uncharacterized. Bases 1 to 942 code for a protein of 313 amino acids. The record is from RefSeq and is a predicted model, not a curated record. Lineage: Eukaryota; Fungi; Ascomycota; Dothideomycetes; Mycosphaerellales; Teratosphaeriaceae. Gene Ontology annotation, cellular component: plasma membrane. Gene Ontology annotation, biological process: nitrite transport; transmembrane transport. Gene Ontology annotation, molecular function: high-affinity secondary active nitrite transmembrane transporter activity. The transcript has 4 exons.
AUGCAGACGUUCCGCGUCAUUCACAACUGCUACACUCCCAAGGAGACUGUGGAGCUAUGCUCGCGGGCGGGCGUCAUGAAAGCAAAUAUGCGUAUUGACAAGAUUUUUGUGUCCUCAUUCAUGGCAGGAUGUCUUCUGUCCUUCGCCUGCGCGGCGGUCCUAAUCACGAACACUGCGCCAUGGUAUCAGGAGAAUGCGCCAGGUCUGAUCAGAAUGAUCGGGGCACUUAUCUUUCCCUUCGGCCUUGUAUCGAUUGUGGUGACUGGAUCUGACCUUUGCACCGGCAGCUUCAUGUUCACAACCAUCUCCGUCCUCCACCGUCGACUUUCUCCUCUGAAGAUGCUACAACAUUGGGUGAUCACAUUUUUCGGCAACCUAGCGGGAUCACUAUUCGUCAUGGCCAUCAUUAUAGGCUAUGGAGGCACGCUCGACGUCGCGGCAUAUCGAUCCUGGGUCGAGAGCUUCGCAAACACAAAGGUGGUGACUCCGGAGUGGCAUAUGAUAUUCCUGCGUGGUAUCGGAGCAAAUUGGCUGGUCUGCCUAGCCUGUUUCCUGGCCGGGAUGGCGAGGGAGUAUUUCAGCAAGGUCGUCGCAAUCUGGUGGCCUACCUUUGCCUUCGUGCUACUUGGCUUUGAUCACGUUGUCGCAAACAUGUUCUUCAUACCUGCGGCUAUCUUUCUUGGAUCACCAAAGAUCACCGUUGGCUACUACAUCUGGAAGAGCAUGAUCCCAGCACUCCUUGGCAACAUUGUUGGAGGUGGUCUGUUCGUCGGAGUGGUGUAUUGGUAUCUGUAUCUCUCUGGAGACAGUAACCCUACUCCCAUUGAUGGUGAUAUCUGGGCAAGUGAUUCCGCGCCGUUGGUUGGUCAUGCCCCCACAGAUCCGCCGAUGCAUGAUAACUCGUCUUCACCACAGUCGAAAAGCGCCGAAAACAUGGUUUAG